AUGGGUGGUGAUUUGAGAAUAGUAAGCCAAUUUACAAGCGAAAAUUGCGUAUUUAAAUUUGCAGUAGGAGAUCUUACAACAUUAUCGAAGAAAGAUGCUGUGGAUAUCCUGGUUGUGUCAGCGUUUCCAGGUGAUUAUGCGACUAUUCCUGGCACACUCAUUGGAGCUUUACAUUCUAGAUUGAAAGUUAGCCUGAGAGAAUUGGCAAAAGAUAGAGUGGAUUAUCGUUUAUUCUAUAACUGUUGGUAUUCUCGCCUUCUUCCCAGUCAUCUCAACUUUCGAAGGAUAUUAUGUUUCGAGAAUGUUACAAAAUCGCAUCCAUCUCAGGCUCUUGGCGAUAUUUUCCGCUGUAUUCUCCCGCUAUUUAACGACAAUCAAGGUUCAGUAGCAGUGCCUAUAUUAGCAAGUGGUAACCAGGGCUAUAGUCAUAAACAAAUGCUUUCAGCUACCAUAGAAUCUGCAAUAACAUGGCUACAAUCAGGCUUGUCGAUGAAAUCAUUAAUCAUAUGCAGUUAUCUAGAGAGUAAAGAGUUACUAGCCGUUUUUAAUUCGUAUAAAGCACAACUAACAUUACCAAUGAAGUAUCCAGCGGAUUCCGGUCCUAAAGUUUCACCAACCAAACAGCCAACCAAAAAACCGGUUACCAAAGUAACGCCUAUAAAGAAUGUUCCUGCAACAAAUUCGUUACGAAUAGUCGAUUCAUUCGGUGUUGAAGGAACUGCUUGUCCAUCGAUAAUUAAAUAUGCAACAGGAGAUUUAACAGAUUUGCAAAAAAGCGAUGAAAUUGAUGUUUUAGUAGUCUCUGCAUUUUCAAAUGACUAUGCAGCUAUUCCUGGGACGUUGAUCGGAGCAUUAAAAAAAAAUUUGGGUAUUAGUGUUGAGGAGCUAGCAAAAAACAAAGCUGAAGAUUACCGAAAAUAUUAUUCUUGCUGGUGGUCUCAGUUGCUUCCUAGUCACAUCAAUUUUAAGCGUAUAGUCUGUUUUGAAAAGAAAAUAAGCGUUAAGCCUACCCAAGUUAUUGGUAAUAUUUUCCGAUGUUUUUUUCCACUUUUUAACAACGAGCCUUGUUCAGUAGCUAUGCCAGUUCUAGCAACCGGCAAUCAGGGAUAUUCCCAGACUCGAGUAUUUGAGUCUCUAUUAAAUGCUGCUAUCCGGUGGAUAAGAGCGGGCUUACCACUCAAGUCGCUGUUAGUUUGCAAUUUUACGAAAAACCCUGAAUUGGAUUUGUUAUUCACUAAAAUCAAGGCUACUGCUUUGCUUCCUCAACCAAUAGCUAAAGUUCCAGAAUUCGAUUUCGAUUUUUAUAUAUCCUAUAGUCCCCAAGAUAUUACACUUGCAAACAGAGUGAAGAAUGAGCUUGAAAAUGCAUGGGCAGAAGAAAAGAAAGCAAUUCGUCUUCAUACUAACUUUCAAGAAAUUAAUCCUGACAUUUCAUGGCAAGAUGAAAUUUAUAAUGCCAUUUGCAAAUCAAUCCGUGUUAUUGUGAUAUUAACACCUAGCUAUUUGCAGUGCGAAGCAUGUAAGGAACAAUUUAACGUUGCACUUUGUGUCAACCAACAAUCUAAAUGGAAUUUGUUAGCCCCACUCUAUGUUAUUGCUAUUCCUGAUAUUCCAACAUAUAUUACAUUAGUACAAUAUAUAGACUGUCGGGAUAAUACCGAGGUCUGUAUCAGUAAAGCAAGUGAACAGUUUUGUGAAUGGCAUCAGCGGUCUAGCGAUGAAUUAGAACUAAUUGAUAAUCCUUACGAAAAAGCUACAAUCAAGUAUAAUUAUGAUUUAUUCAUUUCCUACUGUCACGAAAAUUCAAACUAUGCUAAGUUAGUACUUGAAAAGAUGAAAAUUUUCGAUGAAGAUGCUAACAUUUUCUUUGAUGUUCAGCAAUUAAAGACAGGAACCGCAUGGCAGAAAGAGCUAUAUGAAGCUAUUGAUGGUAGUCAAAGUUUAGUUGCUAUUGUUACACCUGCAUAUGUACGAUCAAAAGUGUGUUACGAAGAGUUUUCACUAGCAUUAGCAUUGGAUCGUGAAAGAAAUACAUCAGAAGGGAAACGAUUUUACUUUUGUCCUGUUAUCUUAAACAGUAAUGAUGACGUUCCUAGUACAUUUAGACAUGCCAAUAUGAUGAUUUGUAAAGAUGGUAGUUUCUCAAAUGAAUUUGUUAGUAAGGUUUGCCAACAUUUAAAAAUAGGCCAACAUUUACAGGAUUUUCCGAUGGACAAGGAUGAGAAAUCACCAAAGCUGGAUGAAGUUCUAAGUAAAUGGAGAGCGUUCCAGUUUACUCAAAUAGCACAGGAAAUAAUGGCUGAUCUUGAUAAAUUACCAAAAAGCGCAGUUACUGGCACUGGUGCUACUACUAAAAGAUCGUCUAUCAAAGCCAUCCUUUGUUCAAAAAACGUUUCAACGAGGGCAAUCAUAAAUACUUUCAAUGCUAGUACCACUGCUAGUGCAAUAAAAGUUGAUGAUUCGCAAAAGUCUGUACAUGUUGUAAUCUUAAAUGCUCAAAGCGAAGAAGAUACAGCUGCUAUGUUGAGAAGUUUGCUGACGAGAUUACUUCCUCAAACGAGAGUUACUCUAUUGCAACAGCCGAAAACAGAAGAACAAACUCAUAGAAGAUUAAAUAUACUAGAUGAAGUUGAUAUGGCCGUAGCACUAAUAUCACCACAAUAUUUAUUGUCUCCUAAAUUAGUGGACGAAUUGCAUAUCAUGCUUUUUCGACAAAGGAGUAAUCCUCAGCGGUGUCUCUUUUUCCCAAUAAUUAUGUAUGGACUGCCGGAAGAACCGUUAUAUUUUAGGAUAUUAAACUGUAGAUACGCAUGCCACGAUGAAUUUUGGGAUAAACUAUACGAAAAGAGUCAGUUAAAAGUCCUAAUUGAGAGUAUAUUUGGCCGUCUUGAUAUACGAAAGCAAAUGGUAUUGGUUUGUGCCGCUAUUCAUAUAAUCCGACUUUUAAAUGGAAAAGAUCAAGGAAAUUUCGGUAUUUUAUUAAAUCUCAAUAAAAUCAACGACGAAAUUGAGGAUAUUGAAGUAAUUGAUAAAUUGAAGAAGCUGUAA
This is a messenger RNA of Trichoplax adhaerens, 3048 nucleotides long. RefSeq lists its product as uncharacterized. Lineage: Eukaryota; Metazoa; Placozoa; Uniplacotomia; Trichoplacea; Trichoplacidae. The record is from RefSeq and is a predicted model, not a curated record. The transcript is spliced from 13 exons. The coding region runs from base 1 to 3048 and encodes 1015 amino acids. Gene Ontology annotation, biological process: signal transduction.